AUGAACCUGCGUGGCAGAAACAUGUCUGAGUUGAUCUCUAACACCAUCAAGACCUUCAGUGCUCUGGAGUCCAACCCUUGGCCUUCGCCUUCGCCCGAUAAUUUGACGCACUUCAGGUGUCAGGGGAGCAAUCUCGCCCGCAACGGCAUCGAGACGCAAGCGGCAAACUGGUCCCAGCGUGGUGGCGUGGCGGACUUCGGAUCUCGCUGCCUUCACGCCGAGUCGCAAGUGGAGAAGAACUGGCCGGCGCUUCUGAUUUUGGUCGCCAUCGCCGUCACGGUCAUGGGCAACAUCCUGGUGAUCCUGGCGGUUUCCCUGGAGAAAAAGCUGCAGAACGCCACUAACUACUUCUUGAUGUCACUGGCAGUGGCUGACAUGCUCCUCGGCAUCUUGGUGAUGCCGGUCUCCAUGGUGACCAUUCUCUACGAUUACAAGUGGCCUCUUCCCUCCGACCUCUGUCCGAUCUGGAUCUACCUGGACGUCCUGUUCUCCACGGCGUCCAUCAUGCAUCUCUGCGCCAUUUCACUGGACCGCUACAUCGCCAUAAGGAACCCCAUCCACCACAGCCGCUUCAACUCCCACACCAAGGCUCGCAUCAAGAUCAUGGCAGUCUGGACCAUUUCAGUGGGCAUCUCAAUGCCGAUUCCCGUGCUGGGACUCAGAGACCACUCCAAAGUCUUUAAAAAUGGAAACUGCCUGCUGACAGACGACAACUUUGUUCUGGUGGGUUCCUUCAUCGCCUUCUUCGUUCCGCUAACCAUCAUGAUCGUCACCUACUUCCUGACCAUCCAUGCCCUGCAGAACGAAGCCACGCUCUGCUUGGACCAGCUCGUCCCGCGGCCCAAAUGGAGCACCACGUUCACGCUGAGCUUCUUCCCUCAGAGCUCCCUGUCCUCCGAGAAACUCUUCAGGCGCUCCAUUAGCCGAGAGGCCGGUGGGAGAGGAAGCGGCAGCGGUCUCGGCGGCGCCCGGGAGAGCAUCUCCGGGUCGAUGUUCGGACGACGCACCAUGCAGUCCAUCAGCAACGAGCAGAAGGCGUCCAAGGUGCUGGGAGUCGUGUUUUUCCUCUUUGUGGUCAUGUGGUGCCCGUUCUUCAUCACCAACGUGCUGAUGGUCGUGUGCCACCACAACAUUUGCCACCCGGAGGUCAUGGAGGGCCUGUUGAACAUCUUCGUCUGGGUCGGGUACUUGUCUUCGGCCGUCAACCCGCUGGUCUACACACUUUUCAACAAGACGUACCGCACAGCUUUCAUGCGGUACAUCCGCUGCCAGUAUCAGCCAGAGAAGAAGCCUCUCCAGCUCAUACUGGUGAACACCAUCCCGCCUCUGGCCUUCAACUCCACCCAUCUGCCCCUGGGCGACAUGGGGAGGUUACGCAACGGAGCGACGCACGGUGAGACGGAAGGAAGGGAAUUCUCCCUGCCGGGGAAGGAAACGGAAAAGUGCAAACAGGGCAAAAGCCAAAGAGACAAAGAUGAGAGCAGUGUGUAAGGAAUAUCAAAGAAAACCCUUUGUAAAGGUAGCUGACCACACAUCAGAUAAAGGCCUACACUUCAUCUGUUUGCUGAAGGUACAGAGACUGUCCCUACCAAUUUAAAGUGUAGAGAGUUUAAAUCUUGUUGUCGUAAUAAUCAAAAAGGCACAAGGCACUUAGUGCAUUAUAAAAGCGUUCUGAACAGCUUCAGCUGUAAGUGCACAGUUCAGAUUAGUUCAGCAUUUGAUCAAUUGACAAGACCUGGAGCAACUGAAGUAAAAGUUAAUUUUCCAAAGUGACAAUUGCAGAUUUAAAAUUUAAAUUUUAAAUCUAGCUGAUUUCUAAUUACAAACUUCCACUUAAAGGGAGAAAUUUACUCUUAGGCACCCGGCCACAACGAAAGAUGUCACUUUUACUAAAAAGAAAUAAUUGUAUUUUUGUAUAAUUUCUCUACCCUUGGGCACUCACCUGCAGUAAACCAGAGCAGCUCGUUCACUCUGCCAGCUGCCUGGCAUCCCACCUUCCAUCAAACUGUACCUCUGGGUGGAUCAGAGGGGAUUAUAUUGGAUUUGCUCCCACUUGGUGGAACGAAGGUGUCAGAGAGGGAAAACCUGGCACACCUUGACUCAAAACACUCACAAAGGUCAGCUUAGGCUGCCAAAAAAGAAGAAGAAAAAAAACUUUCUGCCUCUGUUUUGUUGAAACUCUGUAUGAGUAACUUUUAAAGGUUUAUAUUUUCAAGCGUGAAGAUGAUUGUUGCAUUGCUGAUAUGAAGACUGCAAAAUGAGAUUAUAUAAUAGCAGGAAAUGAAGAGGGUUUAAAUGUUGAUGUAUCCCCUUGUAAAAGUCCCAGCUCAUAUUGUGCUCUUACCAAACUAUGGGUGCACAUUUCCAGUUGUUUCAGUCAUAACACAUUGUGUUCAGUGCUCUGAUAGGUGGCUACCACAUGUUAAAACCUUUGUAUGAAAAUCUGUGAAUGUGGAACUGCUGUGAAAGACUGAAUUAAAUGUCUCAUUGACGCAGGAUGUGGUGUUCAGGCCAGAGUUGGACAUUGUACAUCAUCUUCUGGGACUUGAAGCUACGACAGCGUAGCAGGGCCGUUGUACAAAGGGAAAAAAAGGAGUAAAUUUCCACCCAAAAAAAUGGAGAAAUUUUGAGAUUGAUCUCAGAAAUCUAC
Molecule: messenger RNA, 2650 nt
Organism: Xiphophorus hellerii (green swordtail)
Lineage: Eukaryota; Metazoa; Chordata; Actinopteri; Cyprinodontiformes; Poeciliidae
Gene: htr2aa
Product: 5-hydroxytryptamine (serotonin) receptor 2A, genome duplicate a
Exons: 3
Coding region: 1-1491 (496 amino acids)
Biological process (GO): G protein-coupled receptor signaling pathway, coupled to cyclic nucleotide second messenger; phospholipase C-activating serotonin receptor signaling pathway; serotonin receptor signaling pathway
Cellular component (GO): dendrite; plasma membrane
Molecular function (GO): G protein-coupled serotonin receptor activity; neurotransmitter receptor activity
Source: RefSeq, a predicted model, not a curated record